Coregonus sp. 'balchen' is the source of this 27882-nucleotide messenger RNA. The record is from the annotation of a GenBank genome assembly. NCBI's taxonomy places the organism in Eukaryota, Metazoa, Chordata, Actinopteri, Salmoniformes, Salmonidae.
AACUGUAGCUCUCAUGUCAGGAGGGCGGUUGUCACCUGCUUCUCAGCUGGCUGCUGUGGGCGCCAUGGCAACCGGCCCGUCCGCUACUGCAAGCGUUGCCAUGUCAACCACCACAGCAGCGAGGUGGGGGCUGCGGCGGAGACCCAUCUCUACCAAACCUCUCCCCCUCCCAUCAACACCCGCGAGUGUGGGGCAGAGGAGUUGGUGUGCACUGUGGAGGCUGUUAUCAGGUAAACACCACAGCAUCACAGACAACACAGGCAACCAACCGUAUGCUUCACAGUAGCACUGUAUUCAACCACAGUCAUCUUUCUCUCUAUCACUAUCCAUCUCUCUAUCUCCCUCUGUCUUUCUGUCUGUCUCAUUCUUGAUUCCCCCUCUCUCUCCAACCAUCUGUCAACGUCAGCCUACUGAAGGAGGCAGAGAUCCACGCGGAGCUACGUGAGUUUGAGCUGAACAGGCGUCGUCAAAUGGGCCUGUCUGCCUCCCACCACUCCCUGGACAACAUCGACUUCGACAACAAGGAGGACGACCAGCAUGACCAGAGGCUCCUCAGUCAGUUUGGCAUCUGGUUCCUGGUGCGUGGCUCGCUGGUCUAUCACUCACUAUCGCAGUAGUGAGAUUAGGAUGUUGACACACCUGUCUGGGCUCUUAUUACCAGCCCUUCAUAGUGCAACAUUAUAUGACAAAAAAAAUGUAUGCACUCACUAACUGUAAGUCGCUCUGGAUAAGAGCGUCUGCUAAAUGACUAAAAUGUAAAACAUGUAAACGUAAUGCUUUAACCGUAUCUCUCUCCAAUCUUGGAAGCCCCUGACUGACCAUGAUACCCCGCAUCCUUGCCCCCACCUCUGUAGGUGAGCCUGUGCACCCCCAGUGAGAACACGCCCACAGAGAGUCUGGCGCGGCUGGUGAGCAUGGUGUUCCAGUGGUUCCACUCCACAGCCUACAUGAUGGACGACGAGGUGGGCUCCCUGGUGGAGAAGCUCAAACCCCAGUUCGUCACCAAGUGGCUGAAGACCGUGUGUGACGUGCGCUUCGACGUCAUGGUGAUGUGCCUGCUGCCCAAGCCGGUGGAGUUUGCCAGGGUGAGGAGGAGUGGGGGAGGGGUGGAGAGGGGGAGGUGGAGAGGUGUUGGAGGGUUAAGGUGGUUGAGCUUCAGGGAGUGUUCAUGAGGGGUUGUAGGGUAUAAUGGUGGGUGUAGGGUAGUAUGAGUUUAGGACUGUUUUUCUAGGGACAAUGCACACUGUAGGGACAACGAGUGAUGGUUGUGUUUCUUGGUGAAUAUCCCCCAUGGUUAUAACUGACCUUGUGUAUGUGUCUAUGUACUCAUAUCCCCAGGUGGGGGGUUACUGGGAUAGGUCUUGCAGCACAGUGACCCAGCUGAAGGAGGGGCUGAACCGGAUCCUGUGCCUGAUACCCUACAACGUAAUCAGCCAGCCGCUGUGGGAGUGCUUCAUGCCAGAGUGGCUGGAGGCCAUCCGGACUGAGGUGCCUGACCAGCAGCUCAAGGAGUUCAGAGAGGUGCUCAGGUACUGUAUACUGGACUUCCUCCAAGUCGCCCAGUUCACUGUACCACCUCCUCUACGUCAAUGGGUUCCUAUGGUUACUGUUGAUGCAGAAAUUAUUUUCUCUUAUGAGAAAAAUAGAAUGUUAUGUGAAAUGUAAUGUGACUAUGUGAAACACACAGUCAUAGGUAGACAGACUUGUUUAGUUACCAUUGUUACACCUGAGAGAGAUGCUAUACUAAGCCUCAGCUCUAAAAGCAUGUUCCCACCUCUCCCCUCUGUUCUCCCUGCAGCGUUUGACAUUGAGCUGUGCCCUCUGCCCUUCUCCAUGGAGGAGAUGUUUGGGUUCAUUAGCUGCAGGUUCUCAGGCUAUCCAGCCUCUGUGCAGGAGCAGGCUCUGCUCUGGCUGCAUGUGAGUAUAAGGCCUGUGGCUUUUUAUGAGUGUCCAUUUCAUAUCGAGUGGUUGAUUUCAUGUGUGAAAUGAACAAGUUGUCAUGAUGUGUGAGUGCCUGGGCAGGGGCUCUACUGAAUAUCGAACUGGGUCACACGGCUAACAUGAGACCGGAGUUCUGAGAGGGAGAGAGGAGGGAUUUUGCUUUUGAUUCCAUAUGCACUCACAGCCUGCUGUCCUAUUUGUACAUGGAUGGGUUUUCAAGUUUUCUGUCACGACUGUGAUUACAGAAACCAAAGUAAUUCAAUCUGACGAUAUAGGUCACAUUCAAAGCAGCACUACAGGAGUAUGUGUACUACAUUCUAGUGUCUUCUCUUUUGCCUCUCUUAAUGUCUCUGUUGUUUGUUUGUGUGUUUCAUAUGUGCGUGUAUAAACCUAUUUUUGUCAUGAAUGUGUCUUGUGGGUGCGUAUGAGUUUGGUGUGUAUCUUUGUGUGUUCUCUUGUGUGUUUGUGUAUCUGUUGGUGUGUGUGUGUUUGUGUAUGUGUGUCUGGAUGGACUCAGGUGUUGUCAGAGUUGGACAUUGUGGUGCCUCUGCAGCUGUUGGUUGGGAUGUUCUCUGAUGGGGUGAACUCUGUGAAGGAACUGGCCAAUCAGAGAAAGGCUCACAUCUCAGCUCUAACUGGGGAAAAUACUGAGCCUCGGAGGGUGAGAUAUCAUACUAUGUCAUCAACUCUCAUGCAAAACAACCUCAAUGCCACAGAAAUAAGCUCUUAUUGCUCAUAUAUUUCCUCUCUCUCAAUUAAACAGUAACAGCAGAACAAAUGAGCUCAGGACAGAUACAGUUUACAUCCACAAUAGGAAAAUGCUUGUUAUCUAGCUACCCUCUAUUGUCAACCAUCCACAGGCCUGUGCGUUGCCAUGGUAACUGCUGAAGUCUAAAUAUAGUCCUGUUUAAGGGGCUUAAUUGAGUUUUGCCAUCGUUCAGAUUAAUAAUUGAAAGUUAAAGCCUUCAGCUCAUCUAUCCACAGAAUAUUUCUAGUAUAUUUCUACACCUGAAUACACCUUGAUAACUUGGAGGGUAGUUCUCAGGAUAGUACAAAUAUGAAACAAUUUUUUGUUUGUGUGCGUGUGUUUGUGUGUGUGUGGAUGUGUGUGUGUUUGUGUGUGUGUGUGUGUGUGGGUGUUUGUGUGUGUGGGUGUGUGUGUGUGUGUUUGUGUGUGUAUGUGUGUGUGUUUGUGUGUGUGUGGGUGUGUGGGUGUGUGUGUGUUUGUGUGUGUGUGUGUGUGUGUGGGUGCGUGUGUGCAUGAUGUCCCUAGGAAAGCGUGGUUUCAGAUCCAGGCCGUCUUGGGCAACACAACACCCUGAGCCCAUUCCCUAGUCCGUUCCGGAGCCCAUUCCGGAGUCCCCUGCACUGCAGCCCCUUUAAGAACCUGGGCCAUGCUACGGGACACUGUGCCCUGGACCUGGACUGUGAAGACGAUGACAUGAACCUGAGCUGCUUCAUCCUCAUGUUCGACCUCAUCCUCAAACAGGUGGCCAAGUCUUUGAGCAUGAAUGUGCAUUUUGUUUGUGUGCUGAAUGGGCGUGUUUGUUUGCAUGUGAGCAAGGAAGUGUGUGCUGUAUAUGAAUGUAUUAUUUUGAAGGUCGGAAGGCACAUUCCAGACAUGGGUUCAUUUAUACAGUACUGUUUGUUACAUUUUACAAUGCCUCAUUGAAUAUGUCAGCGCCACCAAGUUGAAUUCCGUCCCACUUUCUAUUUCUGUGGGUUCUCCUGUUCAACACGUUGUGUUGGUUCCUUGUCCAGAUGGAGCUUCAGGAUGACGGUGUGAUGCUGGUUCUGGAAAGCAGCCUGGGGAAGGACAUCGUGGGCAUAAUCAACAAUGUUUUCCAGGCCCCGUGGGGGGGCUCCCACACCUGUCAGAAGGACGAGAAGGCCAUGGAGUGCAGCCUGUGCCAGUCUAGCAUCUUAUGCUACCAGCUGGGCUGUGAGCUCCUGGAGAGACUCACCCCCAGGGAGGAGAUACAUCUGGUGGUGAGACACACAUGCACACACACUCCUGUAAAAACAACAUGAAGGAUGUCCUGAAGCGUCCCAAUAGUUUUUCAGUGGUUGGUAAUUCUUACUGUAUUUGGUUGUCAAUAGACAUUAUUGUGUCUUCCCUAUAGGAGCCAACAGACGGCUUGGAGGACACAUUGCUGUUGCCUCAAGUUUUUGGACCAGAACAAGGGACAAAGGGAAGGACAGAGGAAGGGGACAACCCUGCCAGCACACACACUGACAACCCUACCAAUCAAAGUGACUCUCCUGACAACCCACGUAUGUAUCCAUGGUGACCUAAGGCUUGGGUUGGAAGGGAUUUGAAAUUAGUACAGAAUGUCUCAAUGCAUUGAUACAAAUCUGAUGAAACACAAGCAGAACAAUGCUCAGUUGUGUCGGUGUAAACACCUCAUUAUUAUAAAAAUCCCAAAUGUAUCGUAUGACCUGAAGCCAACAAAUGUGAAAAAGAUGACAUGAACACUUCUCUGUAACAGUUCAGAGGCAGUGUGCAACAUGAAAAGGAAACACUGCAUCGUUUCUCCUCUGCUGGGUAUUUCUCUGUUUUAUAUCAAAGCUUUCUCUCCUACAGCAAUGAAGAAUAAUGCUGAUAAGAAGUUUUCCUACCAGCAGCUCCCUGUGUCUCUCAAGCUAAUAUACACUAUUCUGCAGGUACCUGCCAGUCCACCUUUAUCCAGUGUUAAAUCAUCUUGUAAUGUACGGAUAUAAACUGUCUAAAUACUAUAAUAGAUGCGUAAUCAAAGAAAAUAAUCCCCUAUCCUCAUUAGAAAAGAUUGAGAGAGCAAAGGAACUCUACCUUCUGUUCCCUAUGUAGGAAAUGUCAAAGUUUGAGGAGCCUGAUAUCCUGUUCAACAUGCUGAACUGUCUGAAGACCCUGUGUCUCCACGGAGAGUGUCUGUACCUGGCCCGUAAGGACCACCCCCAAUUCCUGGCCUACAUCCAGGAAAAGAUGCUCAUUCCCAGGUCAACACAGUCACCAUCACCACAUGGGGCCCCGCCUGCAGUUUUACACAUACCUUGUUGGUUUUCUACAGAUAUCUCUGCUAGUACUUUCUUUAAACAUGACUUGAGCCAUGAGAUGUAGCUACAUGUAUCAACUGAAAUUGUCGAUCACCAUCUUAAGGAAAGUUGUACUUGAUCAUCAAACACGUGAAGAGCCGCCAGGUGUGUGUGUGUGUGUAUAUGUGUGUGUCUUAUGUGAUACCUGUGUGUUCUAGCCUGUGGACCAUGCUGAAGUCCGAGUUCUGCCAGCUGGCCUCCCUGGCCGUGCCCCAGCUCCUGCAUGCCCUCUCCCUCUCCCAUGGAGCAGACAUCUUCUGGAACCUGGUGGACAGCAAUUUCAACAGCAAGGACUGGAAGAUACGCUUUGAAGCAGGUGAAUGAUAUAGGAGUCUCCACCGUACGUGUGUGUGUCUGUGUGUGUGUGUGUUUACGUAUGUGUGAGUACUGUAUGUAACGACAUGAAUAAAUCAUAAUCCCCCCCUCAACAAACCUAUGUCUACUCCCAUGGUUACUACUGUAUGUGGCUCUAGCAUGUAGCACAGAGGAAUUGUGGGAUUAUUAAUCAGGCCCUUCUCGCCCUGUGAUUGGCAGAGAGGAGCUGUGUGUGACCUUGGGAUGAAGUCAGAGGACAGGGUCUCUGUCUGGUAGCAUGGAUAUACUGUAGAUACAGAGGGUGGACCGUUAAUGUACAUACAGUGCCUUGCAAAAGUAUUCAUCCCCCUUGGCGUUUUUCCUAUUUUGUUGCAUUACAACCUGUAGUUUAAAUGGAUUUUUUAUUUGGAGUUCAUGUAAUGGACAUGCACAAAACAGUCCAAAUUGGUGAAAUGAAAUGAAAAAAAAUAAAUAACGGAAAAGUGGUGCGUGCAUAUGUAUUCACCCCCUUUGCUAUGAAGCCCCUAAAUAAGAUCUGGUGCAACCAAUUACCUUCAGAAGUCACGUAAUUAGUUUAAUAAAGUCCACCUGUGUGCAAUCUAAGUGUCACAUGAUCUGUCACAUGAUCUCAGUAUAUAUACACCUGUUCUGAAAGGCCCCAGAGUCUGCAACACCACUAAGCAAGGGGCACCACCAAGCAAGCGGCAUCAUGAAGACCAAGGAGCUCUCCAAACAGGUCAGGGACAAAAUUGUGGAGAAGUACAGAUCAGGGUUGGAUUAUAAAAAAAAUAUCCGAAACUUUGAACAUCCCACGGAGCACCAUUAAAUCCAUUAUUAAAAAAUGGAAAGAAUAUGGCACCACAACAAACCUGCCAAGAGAGGGCCACCCACCAAAACUCACGGACCAGGCAAGGAGGCCAUUAAUCAGAGAGGCAACAAAGAGACCAAAGAUAACCCUGAAGGAGCUGCAAAGCUCCACAGCGGAGAUAGGAGUAUCUGUCCAUAGGACCAGUUUAAGCCGUACACUCCACAGAGCUGGGCUUUACGGAAGAGUGGCCAGAAAAAAGCCAUUGCUUAAAGAAAAAAAUAAGCAAACACGUUUGGUGUUCGCCAAAAAGCAUGUGGGAGACUCCCCAAACAUAUGGAAGAAGGUACUCUGGUCAGAUGAGACUAAAAUGUAGCUUUUUGGCCAUCAAGGAAAAUCAAUUUUAAUUCCAGGUUGUAAGGCAACAAAAUAGUGAAAAUGCCAAGGGGGGUGAAUACUUUCGCAAGCCACUGUAUAUUUUAAGUUAGAUCCAAAUAUCUUGAUUUUAUUUUUGUAGUUUUAUCGUGACAUUGUCACAGAGCACCAAUUAGAAUAUAAUAUAAUAAUAUCAGUAUGCUACAUUCACAUUAACUAAUUUAACAGACUCUGACCAUAAACAUCAUAAAAAGUAGAUAUUGAUUAAAUAAUAUUGCAAAGUAACAUUGAAAAAUAACAGGAACAAUUGCUAAGGGAAAUUAUGUGUCAUGAUGACUAAAUGUAAUGUACACACAUGAGCCUUAGGAUGAUGAUGAUCAUGAAUUCUAAUGAUAUUAUUAUGGCCCCAUAUUAGCUGUACUGAAACAGAUGGUAAUUUACUUGUCUGUGUAAAUUAACAAAAAAAAAGACACCAGUUGGGUGCCAAAGCAGUACUAUGACCCACAUCAUAGAUUAUCCAUUAUAUUGACCAGAUACUCUAGUGGCCGCUCUAACAAUGAAAAUAAAUGUCAUCAAAAAUGGAAGGCAGUCGGGAGAAGGGCAGAUACGCAUGUGAACAACAGGCACAACGGUUUCCACUAGUUACCACAGCCACUAUGUCAACAUUGGCUAUAUCGUAAGAAUUCAUGAAAACAAACAUUUGCUUUUUGGUGUUAAUUUAAGGUUAGGGUUAGGCAUACGGUUGGCAGUGUGGUUAAAGUUAGGGUUAGGUUUAAAAUCACAUUUUAAGAAGAGAAAUUGUAGAAAUAGGCGGGGUUUAUGACUUUGGUUGUGGUAUCUAGUGACGACCAGGCACAACGCCGAUAUAAAGUAUUUUUUCUCACAAUUGACGGGAUGUCCAGUGUACUACCUGUCCUACACUUGUAACAACCUAAUCAUUAUGAAGCUUCUAUUCGAUCAAAUAAGCCACACGUAGCAAAUAAGCAAUUACAUUUUUUGGUUAACCAAAUUCGAGUGGGUGGGCGUAUAACGCGAACAUCUAGCAACCCAAAGGUUGCGUGUUCGAAUCUCAUCACGGACAACUUGAGCUAAUUAGCAACUUUGCAACUAUUUACUACUUUUUAGCUACUUUGCAACUACUUAGCAUGUUAGCUAACCCUAACUUUAACCCAUUAAUAUAACUCCUAACCUUAACCCUAACCUUAACUCCUAACCCUAACCCCUAGCAUUGCUAACGUUAGCCACCUAGUUAACGUUAGCCACAACAAAUAGGAAUUUGUAACAUACUGUAUAAUGCGUUUUGCAAAUUCGUAACAUAUUGUACGAAUUGCAAUUUGUAACAUACUGUACGAAUUGCAAUUCGUAACAUAUCACACAAAUUGUAAUUUGUAACAUAUCAUACGAAAUAUAUAAUGGACAUCCACAAAUGAAUACAUGCCAUACGAAACAUAACAUAUCAUACUAAUUGUGGAGUGUCACGGAUUUAUAUUUACUAUGAUACGUCUAGCCCCUGAGUCCAGGUUGGUUAUCCCUCUGGCUUUGCCUCUUGCUCUCUGCCCACAGGCAAUCUGGCUAGGAUACUGCUGUCUCGCUUCCUUCUCCUGCUAAUGCCCAUCAGCAUUAGAGUGAUGCUGCUUUUAACACUAUCCUUUGCAAUGACAAGAAGAAAUAGAUUGAUAGAUUUGCUUGAUUUGUUAUUGUCCCCGUGGAUCUGUCCCUGUCCGUACUUUCAUCACACGCGAUUUCUCAGACAGCAGUGGCCCCAUUUUGACGAAAUUUGGGUGAAUGAUGCCUCUUGCCAUAUAGAUCCGGCAUUUACAAAAUUGUGGCAUUUAUGUGUGGGAUUGGAAAUGAUGCAGACAAUUACAUUGAUGGAAGCUACAAUCAAUCUGCAAUAUUAAAGCUGAUCUACCCCCUAAAAAUAUAUAUAUAUACUGUAUAUAUAUACUUUAUUUUUACAUAAUUGCAUCGCCCGUGGGGACGACAUGUUUACUGAUGCAUUGUUUGUCAUAUAUAUGUAUAAGUAAGGUUUACAAGAGAAAAAACGUACAAACAAAUAAUUAGAGUGUAGAAAGUGGUGUUCUCAUUAUACCUUUUACUUAGUGACCUAUCUAUAUCGACCUUUAUGUGACAUGGCGCUGAGAUGUUGUCUUGUGCCCUGUCUGUGUUGUCAUGGUAACUCCCAGUGGAGAAGGUAGCGGUGCUCUGUCGGUUCCUAGACAUUGGUUCUGUGACGAAAAACCACCUGCUGAAGUACUCCCUGGCCCACGCCUUUUGCUGCUUCCUGGCCUCUGUGGAGGAUGUCAACCCAGCUGUGGCCACACGCGCCAGGCUGCUGCUGGACACAAUCAAGAGCCAAGCACUACAGGUGACUAACAUAGAUCUAUCUAGACCAAGAUAAAUACUCCUAUUCAACUACCAUACAACCAUUUUUCUUGUAACAAUUGAACACGUGUAUGGAGUAUUUUAUGUCAGCAAACAAUUUCAGAUUGACAAAUAAGGCAUAAACAUGUAAGUGCAGUGCUAACACUUGUGUGUCUGUGUCUGUCUGUGUCUGUAUCUGUGUGUGUCUGUGUCUGUAUCUGUGUGUGUGCCUGCAGGGCUUGUGUCUGUGCCUGGACUUCCAGUUCGACACAGUGGUGAGGGACCGGCCCAUCAUCCUCAGCAAGCUGCUGAUGCUGCACCACCUGAAGCAGGAGGUCCCUGCCCUCAGCUGGGAGUUCUUUGUCAAUCGCUUCGAGACGCUCUCCCUGGAGGCCCAGCUCCACCUGGACUGCAACAAGGAGUUCCCUUUCCCAACCAGUACGCCCAGUUGGUUGAUUCUCUCUGUUACAUAGUCUGCAUAAUAGAACUUGCACUAUGACUUAUAUUCAAUACAACAAACCAAGCAUGUAGGGAAACAUAAACCUGUGAAAUAAGAACAUAACUGUUCCAGUUGAGGUGUGUUAAGUGUUAUGAGGCACGGUCACAGUGAUGUGUGUUAUUUAUCUUUCCUUCCUUGCCUCUCCCUGUCAGCCAUCACAGCUGUGCGCACCAACGUGGCCAACCUUAGUGAUGCAGCGAUGUGGAAAAUCAGACGUGCACGCUUUGCCAGGAACCGCCAGAAGAGUGUACGUUCCCUCCGUGACAGCGUCAAGGGCCCGUCCGAGUCCAAGCGGGCCUUCUCCCUCCCAGAGACUCUGUGUAACCGUCUACGUAAGUGUCCAGUUGGUAGUGUCCUUUGGUUGGUUAUGCUACUAGUCUGUGGGUCUCAGAUUUUCUCUGUCCCAUGCUCCUACUGUUUCUCUCCUCAUCCAUGCACCUCUCUGUUCUGUUAGUACACCUACAAACAGUAUCAGUGCUCCUGUUUGUUUUUAUUCAAUUGUUUUCUCAGUAAUUCAUUCUCUUGCUGGAUGUAAGAGUUCUGUCUUAUCUGUGAUUUCCUCAUUGAUUCUGCAUAGGAUGCGGUCUGAGUUUCUGGGAAAGGGGGUCUACUGUUGGCUUAAGACUGUGUGUGGUUGUUGAGCUUGAGUGCUUCACAUUUUUUUUCAUGGAAGCUAAAUUAUUCAUAGAAUUACUUGAUAAGUCUUAGGAUCCACAUACGUCUUGGGAUCACUUUGUGUGAAUGGUGUGAGACAUUGGGAUGUAUAGGGUUGUCUGGUGUGAGACAUUGGGAUGUAUAGGGUUGUCUGGUGUGAGACAUUGGGAUGUAUAGGGUUGUCUGGUGUGAGACAUUGGGAUGUAUAGGGUUGUCUGGUGUGAGACAUUGGGAUGUAUAGGGUUGUCUGGUGUGAGACAUUGGGAUGUAUAGGGUUGUCUGGUGUGAGACAUUGGGAUGUAUAGGGUUGUCUGGUGUGAGACAUUGGGAUGUAUAGGGUUGUCUGGUGUGAGACAUUGGGAUGUAUAGGGUUGUCUGGUGUGAGACAUUGGGAUGUAUAGGGUUGUCUGGUGUGAGACAUUGGGAUGUAUAGGGUUGUCUGGUGUGAGACAUUGGGAUGUAUAGGGUUGUCUGGUGUGAGACAUUGGGAUGUAUAGGGUUGUCUGGUGUGAGCCAUUGGGAUGUAUAGGGUUGUCUGGUGUGAGACAUUGGGAUGUAUAGGGUUGUCUGGUGUGAGACAUUGGGAUGUAUAGGGUUGUCUGGUGUGAGCCAUUGGGAUGUAUAGGGCUGUCUGGUGUGAGACAUUGGGAUGUAUAGGGUUGUCUGGUGUGAGAAUUGGGAUGUAUAGUGUUGUCUGGUGUGAGACAUUGGGAUGUAUAGGGUUGUCUGGUGUGAGACAUUGGGAUGUAUAGGGUUGUCUGGUGUGAGACAUUGGGAUGUAUAGGGUUGUCUGGUGUGAGACAUUGGGAUGUAUAGGGUUGUCUGGUGUGAGACAUUGGGAUGUAUAGGGUUGUCUGGUGUGAGACAUUGGGAUGCAUAGGGUUGUCUGGUGUGAGACAUUGGGAUGUAUAGGGUUGUCUGGUGUGAGACAUUGGGAUGUAUAGGGUUGUCUGGUGUGAGACAUUGGGAUGUAUAGGGUUGUUUGGUGUGAGACAUUGGGAUGUAUAGGGUUUUCUGGUGUGAGACAUUGGGAUGUAUAGGGUUGUCUGGAAGCUCAGACGUGUCCUGUGCUACUUUCCCAGAACAUUCUCCUAAAUUGUGUUCUCAUGUGUGGUUUUUAGCUCUAAGGCUUACGAGGCAAGAGCACUCUGCCCCGACUCUGGGAGAUAUGAUAGAGAAAGUCCUGCCAGGUAAAUAACAACCCAAAUCUGACUCACCUUAUUACAACAGAACCAGAUCAGCAUUCCCUUCAGCAUAAUCACAUCAUAGUGGGAGAAAUAAAUAACUCAUGGCUACUGAUAAAGUUGAUGGGCAUCAGGAAACUUGAUGAAAAAACAAUGUUUGCUCUUUACUGACAUUCAUUGCUUUUCAUCCAGAAUUCAUAGAUUGUGCGUUCUAUUUUAGUCUCAGGCAAAAAUGGGAGAAAACUGUUACUCUUGCUAUCUUGAUAGCUUGUCACAUUUUCUGUUUGCAUUUGACAUAUUCUAUGAAUAUGUUAAAGUGAUGUCCAUAUAUGUAAUCACCCUGCUGAAUGUAGACCAAAUGAGAUGACUGUCGUACCAUCUCCCUCUCUGUGUUCCCCUGCUUCACUGCCCCUCUCCUCUCCAUCCGCUCCCCUGCCUGCAGCACGCUUCCUCCCGCCCUUUAACCCUGACGCUUCAGCCUCUCUCCUAGGCCACAGCCCCUCACCGGAGGACGACUCGGUCAUCAGGGACCUGCUCCCAGAGGAUGCUGGGAUAGAUCACCAGACGGUGCACCAGCUCAUCAUGGUGCUGAUGAAGUUCAUGGCCAAAGACAAGAGCAGUGCCGAGGCAGACAUUGGCAGUGCCAAGGCCUUCAACACGGUGAAGCGCCACCUAUAUGUACUGCUGGGCUUCGACCAGCAGGAGGGUUGCUUCAUGAUCGCACCGCAAAAGAUGAGGACCUCAACCUCCUUCAAUGCUUUCAUCGCUGGCAUCGCACAGGUCAGAGAAUAUCAAUUAACCCUAUGAAUGACUCCGCUGUUUUAAUGAUAAACUUUGAAUAAAUGUUGAGUUUAAUCCCCAGAAAAAUCCCUGACUCUCACCUGCUUCAGUUGGGAGUAAAUUUAAGAUGGGAGUUUUUUGUUGUUGUCUUGUUUCCCUCUGUAAAGUUUAAGUUUCAUGUUGCUGCUGCUGAUUAUGACAAUGUGUCAAGCUUCAAGAACAACCUAGCGUGAUGUGAUGUGAUAUCUCCUCCAGGUGAUGGACUACAAUAUUGGGCUGGGGAAGCAGCUGCUCCCCCUGGUGGUCCAGGUGUUGAAGUACUGCACAUGCCCCCAGCUCAGACACUACUUCCAGCAGCCCCCACGCUGCUCUCUCUGGGCCCUGCGGCCACACAUCCGACAGAUGUGGCUCAAAGCCUUGCUGGUCAUCCUCUACAAGGUAAACACUACCCAUGUUUGGAAUAUAAUGAAACCUUAUCCACUAUGUGAAUGUGUUAACAUUGAAAACUGUAUACAGUGUGUGUAUAACUGAUUGCCUGCACUUGAAAGUCUGCUUGUGAAAUGUUAGUAUUGGGAACAACAGCUAAUUUAUACAUAUUUUUGUUGCUUUGUACUCUCUUACCCUCCACUUCUACCAAUCCUGUGUGUGGUCCCAGUACCCCUACAGGGACAUGGAUGUGAGUAAAGUGGUUCUGCACCUGAUCCACAUCACCAUCAACACCCUGAAUGCCCAGUACCACAGCUGUAGACCCCAUGCCACCGCCGGACCCCUCUACAGUGACAACUCCAACAUCAGUCGCUACAGCGAGAAAGAGAAAGGUGGGGCUAACAACUACCACCAUAAAGAUUAUUUCAUUACUGGACUAGGCUUGAAAUGAAUCUGGAGUAAGACUUGAGAGAUUUGGACAUAAUGUGUGUGUUUUUUUCUUUUCAGAGGAGGACAGUGUGUUUGAUGAGUCUGAUGUCCAUGACACCCCAACUGGAGCAGGCAACAAGGAGUCCCAGACCUUCUUCGCCCGUCUGAAGAGGAUCGGUGGCAGCAAGUCUGUCAAGUACCAGCCAGUGGAGCUGAAUGCCCAGAAAAGUAUAAAAAUAGUCUCAAAGGAUGACCUAUUUUAUCCAGCAAUUAAAUGAAUUGAACUUAAAAGUUUGUGCUGAUAUGAAUUGAGCUUUCACAGAUUUUUACAAUCAGAAAUGAUCUAUAUUUUGAUCCUCCCUCUGUCUGUGUCAGGUGAAAUUGAGCUGUCUGAGUACCGCGAGGCCAGUGCGCUGCAGGACAGCAUCCUGCACUGUGUGAGGGAGGAAAGCACCAGGAAGAAGCGUCUGCAGGCCAUGCACAAGCAGAAGUCCUUGGACAUUGCCAACACUGACUCCAUCCUCUACAACCUGGACGAGCACCGACGCAAGUCCUGCAUAGACCGCUGUGACCUGCAGCAUGGUCCCUCCGCACCCCCCUCCUCCACCACCUCCCACCUCAGGCAGAAGGGGGGCCAUGGGAAGGGCUCAUCAGACGGUUCCUCAGGCCGAGCGGAGGGCAGCGACCACCGGGACCGUCGAGGCUCCCGGGGGGGCCACUCAGACUGCUCCAGGCCUGUCAUCCCAGAGGUGCGUCUCAGCUGCAUGGAGACGUUUGAGGACAAGGCCGACCUGGACUCCCCUCUGACAGGGGGCUCAUCAGCAGAGAAGGAGGACCCGGACCUCAUUGACCUCUCCUCCGACUGUACCUCCAUCCCAGAGAAGCACUCCAUCCUUUCCAUGUCCGACAGCGACUCCCUGGUGUUUGAACCCCUGCCACCACUGAGGAUUGUGGAGAGUGACGAGGAGUUUGACCUCAACACGGUGAUGGGCUCCAGGCUGAAUGGGAGUGCCAGGCCCCCAGCCUCCCCUGCCAGGCCCACUUCCUCCCCUGUCAGGCCCCCUUCCUCACCUGCCAGCAGCAGCACCCUGCGCCUGUCCCCGGUGGUGCAAGUGAGCGUGGAGGACUGCUCUAAGGACAAGAAGAUCACAGACUCCCCUGCAAAAGAAAUCCCUCAACAGCCUUUACAGAGGAGGCCACGCUAUGCGACCCCCACCACCUCCCUGGAGCUGCCUGACCGGCCGGAGCACACUGGCCUGGAGAGCCCCAUGACCCUCAGCUUACAACAGAAGAGGGACCUGCUGAGGAAGACCCCUGCUGUCCCUGACACCUCCCUGGAUGAUUUUGUGCACCCCGAGGACCUGAAGGCAGCGGUGGGUCUGGGGACCAGUCCCUCUGGCAGGACUGUCUUCCUGGACAUCCCUGAAGACACAGCCGAGCCCCUCAACUCUCUGGAGGGGAACAACAAUGAUGAAGAGGAAGAUUAUGAAGAUGAUGAUGAUGACCUUGAUGACAGCGACCUUAAACCGGAUGAUGAUGAUGAUGACAAUGACGAGGCAGAGUUUAAGAUCCAGAUAGUUCCCCGGCAACGCAAGCAGAGGAAGAUAGCUGUGAGUGCCAUCCAGAGAGAGUACCUGGACAUCUCCUUCAACACCCUGGACAAGCUGGGUGAGCAGCCCACUGAGACAGGUAAGGGAGCAGGGUCAGGGGAGAAAGAGAAGCCUCAGUCCAGAGGUCUCCCUCUGUAUGGACCUACAGCUGCUGUAUCCUUUUACUGUGCCCCUGAGAUACGUAUGCUGACUUCAUGCACAAUAUGUAUUUUUGAUGUAUGUGUGUUUCAGUGGUGACAUCUCUAAGAUUUGAGGGGGUUUAAGAGAUAUGACUGAAAAUCAAGUUUUCUAGAAUAGUUAUGGAAGUGUCUGCUUAGAAGGGCAGAACCACAUGAACAGACUAUACAUUGUCUAGUCGGAUAUCCAUGCUACCUCAAAUCUUCAGUCAACUGGUCACCACUGCUGUCUCCUGUCCUGUGGUGUGGCUUUGUACGAGUCUCUCCCUUUUCCCAUUCCAACCCAUGGUAAACACCUGAAAAACAAAACAUACUGUGAAAUAAAGUCCUAGAAGCUGAUAAGUAAAUAUCAGUACAGCAUCUUCAAAUUACUGCAACACACUGUCCAUAAAUAGCUGUCCAUAUAGGAACAAGUGAUAACAUAAAAUGAGAGGCAAAUUAGUUUUUUUACUAAAUAGGGCAUCAAUAAACAAUUGUAAUUUCUUCACAAAAUCUUCAUUUUAGAUUGCUGUUGCACUAGGACUUACUCUAUACUUGUAGUUAACCACUUGUAGUUCUACACUACAUUUGUAUUGGCGUUGGGUGUCUGCAGCAUCUCAUGCCCUAAACAGUUGUCCACAUGUGAGGUUAUAAGGUGGCUGAGAGCUGAAGCAGCCACUAUUGCGCCCCAUCACUCACCCACGUUGCCUUGCAGAUCACAAGGUUCUGUCUACCCUGGAAAAUCCACGGGAAUCCGCCUCAGCCCCCACCCUCGAAGCUGCUAUCCCAGAAACAAGCAACCGCUCUUCAGUAUCAAGUAGGAUCCAAAUACUUUCUCAUUGUCAUCUGUUUAAAUUCACCAAUAAAACAGGGUGUGGUCAUCACACCCAGAACAUUACACCGUUCAAACAUUUGGCCUUGUUUUUUUCAAGGUGUAAAAUAGUUUUUCUUCAGUAGUUUUUUCUCAGCAUUAUGUUUUUGACACCAGUGCAGUGUUUUUUUCUUCUUCUUAUCAAUAGACCAGGUAUUAUAUCUAUCCGACAAUAUAUACAAUCUUGAAUAUAUGCAACUAAGCCAUUAAAUCAUUUCAUUUUUAUAUUUACCUCUGUGAGUGUCUUCCACUCCCCAUUUUCAUGACAGUUUGUUUAAGUAAACCAGACAUUGAAAUGAAAGUGGAAAGUACCAGGCAACUCAAUCCUCUGUGUGUGUGUCACACCCCCAGCUCAGUACCGUCAGUCGAAGCGGGGCUCGUUAGGAGCUCUAACCAUGACCCAGCUGAUGAAGAGACAGUUGGAGCACCAGUCCAGCGCCCCUCACAACAUCAGCACCUGGGAGACAGGUCAGUCCCUGGCUGCCUCUGGUCCACCUCUUCAGAUUAGUAAAUAUCAAAACACCUUUUAAAUACUGUAAUGACUUUGUUUGACUGUGCUAAUUGUUGUGUUGCUCUCUAAACAGGCCCCACCAAGUCCAGCCUCUUAUCUGCCCCCAGUACAGUCAGCAUGUUUGUGCCCGCCCCCGAGGAGUUCAUUGAUGAUCAGCCCACCACCAUGACUGACAGGUGAGUGAACCUACCGCCAACCACCAACACUGACUGGUGUGUCAUUCAGGACAGUGGACACUUUAUGUAUUAAUGGUUAUUCAUUGUUAUUAAUCAGGUGUCGUGACUGUGGUGCGGUGCUAGAGGAGUAUGAUGAGGAGACCCUGGGCCUGGCAGUGGUGGUGCUCUCCAUGUUCAUCCACCUCAGCCCUGACCAGGCCGCUCCACUGUUGCUGGACAUCAUGCAGUCUGUGGGCAGGUCUGGCAACUACAGCAUCUCCUGCAUCAACCCCUUUAUAAAUCCCAUACACAAACCUGAUUGUUCAGUAAAGUUUUAGCACACUUUCUGUCAUGUCUCCGAUCUUGAAUUCAGAUUUUUUUCUUACAGGCUGGCGUCUAGUGCUAACUUCUCUGGGCAAGCUGAGAGGUAUGACACAUCAUAACCAGACAUACUAAAUAUAUUAUUAUAUUGUGUGUGCUAAACUCAGGUGUACUGUGGAUGCUGAGGACUUGUUCACGCUGGCUGUAUUCUUGUACACAAAUGAGAGAAUGGGCCAACAUGAGGUGCAGACGCUCUGUGUGUGAGUUGAUGUUUAUGUCUCUGUUGGUGUAGUAUGCUGAUCCCUGGCAACGCAGCAGGUGUGGCUAAGCAGUUCCUCCGCUGUGUGAUCCACCAGCUGGCCCCCAAUGGCAUCCUUCCCCAGCUCUUCCAGAGCAACAUCAAAGGUCUACUCAUACACACAAAACACAAUAUGGUUCCUGUUAAGAGCAACUUUCUGAGGGAUAUGGUUUGAUCUUUACCGUCAAUUUCUGUGUAUUUCCAGAUGGAGGUUUUCUGAGAACGUUGGCUUCUUCCCUGAUUGAUUUUAAUGAACUGAGUUCUGUGGCUGCACUGAACCAGCUGCUGGAGGUGGGACUUUUACUUGCUUAGUGUAAUGAUUAAAGCUCAGCACUCAGCUGAAGGAACUAUGCCGGUGUGUGUUUGUGGAUGUCUUGAAUCUCAAGCAAAAUGUCCACUUUCAUCAUGUAUCCAGCAGGAGGAGCUCUUGUAAAAGGUGACGACACUAUAACAUUGCUGUUUGGAUAGCGUGAUGCCAAAGCAAAUUAAGAAUGCUGCUGAAGAGUAUGCCUCUGCAUGGUUGUUCACCAUAUUCACUCUUCUCUAUUAACUUGGUUUCUUCUCUUUUGCAAUCUUACACUGUUACAAUGUUCAAGGAAUAGCGCUUGUGACAGUCCACCUCAGUUCACUCCUUUGGCUCAUAACAUCAUUAGUCCAAACCACUUUUAGAAUAUAAUUUGUAAACAAUUGAACAGUUGGUAACGGCUCUAUGGCAAUAUAUAUGUAUUAUGUAACCCUGUUGUCGUUUAUUCCACUAUCCUCAGGGUCUGAACAACAAGAAGAGUCUACCAGCAGGGGGCACCAUGCUGCAUUGCCUGGAGAACAUCGCCACCUUCAUGGAGGCCCUGCCCAUGGACUCCCCCAGCAACCUGUGGACCACCAUCUGCAAUCAGUUCCAGACCUUCCUCACUAAACUACCCUCUGUGCUGCCUCUGAAGGUACUGGACCUCGCUCUGCAUGUAGGCUGCAUUGACUGUGACCAAUAUAGAGCUACAGCCUUAUGAAGAAUUGUAUGAUAUCUCUUUAACAGUGUCCCCUGGACUCCAGUUUGAGGAUCAUAAUUUGCCUGUUGAAGAUCCCCACCACAAGUGCAACCCGGGUGAGUCUGUCUGUGUGUGCUUUAAAAUACAUUAGGCCUGCUAACCAAAUGGUGAGCGCAGUCUUCAAUUGAGUGUCAUAAAUCACACUAUCCCAGCCCUUCUCUGAUAAGGCCCUGAGCAGGUUAUAUGAUUGUUUACAUUCUGACUCUUUAAAUCAAAGGACUUACAUCUGAUAGCAUUCAGUUAUGUCAGAUCUUGUUCAGUGAACAGCUCAUUCACGUAGACUGUCAUUUGCAUGAAUGAACUCAUGUCUUUUUUUUACAUAUGUAUAUAUUUUUUUUAAGGGGGGGGGUAGAUCAGCUUAAUAUUGCAGAUAUAUUGUAACUUCCAUCAAUGUAAUUGUCUGCAUCACUUCCAAUCCCCCAUGUUUAUAUAUAUAUAUAUAUAUAUAUAUAUAUAUACAGUGAGGGAAAAAAGUAUUUGAUCCCCUGCUGAUUUUGUACGUUUGCCCACUAACAAAGAAAUGAUCAGUCUAUAAUUUUAAUGGUAGGUUUAUUUGAACAGUGAGAGACAGAAUAACAGUAAAAAAAUCCAGAAAAACGCAUGUCAAAAAUGUUAUUAAUUGAUUUGCAUUUUAAUGAGGGAAAUAAGUAUUUGACCCUUCUGCAAAACAUGACUUAGUACUUGGUGGCAAAACCCUUGUUGGCAAUCACAGAGGUCAGACGUUUCUUGUAGUUGGCCCCCAGGUUUGCACACAUCUCAGGAGGGAUUUUGUCCCACUCCUCUUUGCAGAUCUUCUCCAAGUCAUUAUGGUUUCGAGGCUGACGUUUGGCAACUCGAACCUUCAGCUCCCUCCACAGAUUUUCUAUGGGAUUAAGGUCUGGAGACUGGCUAGGCCACUCCAGGACCUUAAUGUGCUUCUUCUUGAGCCACUCCUUUGUUGCCUUGGCCGUGUGUUUUGGGUCAUUGUCAUGCUGGAAUACCCAUCCACGACCCAUUUUCAAUGCCCUAGUUUGAGGGAAGGAGGUUCUCACCCAAGAUUUGAUGGUACAUGGCCCCGUCCAUCGUCCCUUUGAUGCGGUGAAGUUGUCCUGUCCCCUUAGCAGAAAAACACCCCCAAAGCAUAAUGUUUCCACCUCCAUGUUUGACGGUGGGGAUGGUGUUCUUGGGGUCAUAGGCAGCAUUCCUCCUCCUCCAAACACGGCGAGUUGAGUUGAUGCCAAAGAGCUCGAUUUUGGUCUCAUCUGACCACAACACUUUCACCCAGUUCUCCUCUGAAUCAUUCAGAUGUUCAUUGGAAAACUUCAGACGGACCUGUAUAUGUGCUUUCUUGAGCAGGGGGACCUUGCGGGCGCUGCAGGAUUUCAGUCCUUCAUGGCGUAGUGUGUUACCAAUUGUUUUCUUGGUGACUAUGGUCCCAGCUGCCUUGAGAUCAUUGACAAGAUCCUCCUGUGUAGUUCUGGGCUGAUUCCUCACCGUUCUCAUGAUCAUUGCAACUCCACGAGGUGAGAUCUUGCAUGGAGCCCCAGGCCGAGGGAGAUUGACAGUUAUUUUUUGUUUCUUCCAUUUGCGAAUAAUCGCACCAACUGUUGUCACCUUCUCACCAAGCUGCUUGGCGAUGGUCUUGUAGCCCAUUCCAGCCUUGUGUAGGUCUACAAUCUUGUCCCUGACAUCUUUGGAGAGCUCUUUGGUAUUGGCCAUGGUGGAGAGUUUGGAAUCUGAUUGAUUGAUUACUUCUGUGGAUAGGUGUCUUUUAUACAGGUAACAAACUGAGAAUAGGAGCACUCCCUUUAAGAGUGUGCUCCUAAUCUCAGCUCGUUACCUGUAUAAAAGACACCUGGGAGCCAGAAAUCUUUCUGAUUGAGAGGGGGUCAAAUACUUAUUUCUCUCAUUAAAAUGCAAAUCAAUUCAUAACAUUUUUGACAAGCGUUUUUCUGGAUUUGUUUGUUGUUAUUGUGUCUCUCACUGUUCAAAUAAACCUACCAUUAAAAUUAUAGACUGAUCAUUUCUUUGUCAGUGGGCAAACGUACAAAAUCAGCAGGGGAUCAAAUACUUUUUUUCCUCACUGUAUAUACAUACACAUACAUAUACAUACAUAUAUAUAUACAUAUAAAUACACAUAUACACACAUACAUACACACAUACAUACAUACAGAUACAGUGCUAUGAAAAAGCACCUGCCCCCCUUCCAAUCCUCUCCACCUCCGCACACCUGCGACACUGAAUGCCACCAGAUCCCCAACCAAAACCCAACACUAGACAAAGGGAACAUAAGUGAACAAACAACACAACAACCACACAUCUACUCCAUCCAUUUCACAAACAAAGCCAUGCAACACCCAAUUCCCCCGUGCGAAAAAGCAACCCACCCCCCACACUCAACAACUGGCCGUGCCACACCCAGCCGCAACGACCCCAACCAAACGCCCCCUGCAGCUGCCGAUCAGUCCCCCACGCCGCUGCGGAGGAACCCCGGCCCACUCCCCCACGCAGAACAGCUUCAACCCAGCGACGCGCGGGCCCCCAAGCACGAACCGCUCGCCCCAAGACCCGCCACAACAUCUCAACUGGGACCAGGCCCAGACCCCGACCCCAUAAAUCUUACUCAUUUGGAAUAAGCAGGAAGUCUUACAAAAUCCCUGUUGUGUUAAGAUCCACUCAGCCACCCACCAGGCAUGGACCCAGCCUUAACUAUGUAUUUUCCUCCUCUUCCUCAGAGCUUACUCGAGCCCUUCUCCAAACUGCUGAGCUUUGUCAUCCAGUAUGGAGUGUUCAGCCUCUCUUACCUGGUGGAGCUGUGUGGCCUCUGUUACAAAGCCUUCAACAAGGUAGAUAUGUACAGUUUAGCUUACAUUUGCUAGUAUAUUUGUUUAUUAUGUUUGUAAAAAAAAAAAAUAAUAAUAAAGAAAUGGUAGCAUUGCAAUGAUCUCAUGUGAAAGGUCCAAUUUGAAAAGCGAUACAGAAAUAUUACUUUGUCCCACAUUGUUAAAUAUGAAACCAUGUCUGCAUACCUCUGUAUACUGUAGUUAUUGGUGAUAAUACUUAUCCCCAGCCUCUCCUGCUAGACAGCAAGGUGGCUGUGUGUCACAGAUGAUUAAGUAGACAAUCAGCCAGUAUUGAUUUACAUGGUUAGUUGGGGCUCUGGGCUGAGGAUAUAUGGUGUGCAUGAGGGGAAGCCUCCCUCUGUUAGAGCUGGGGCCUGGGCUGUCUCCUGCUGCAGGACGGAUGGAUCCUCACCCCGCUACUGCUGUCACAGCGCCAUGCUUUAUGUCUCCAGCUCUAUUGAUUUCCUCUAGCCUGCUUAAUCCCCGCUAUAUAACAUCCAUUUCUCCAAACGCGAGUCAACAUGACUGAUUAUGUCUAUAUACAUGUUUCCUGUGCAGUUAGUCUUAUGAGGUGAGCUUUCUCAAAUACAAGUUUAAGGAGGAUUUUUCAGUGCUUGGGGUAUUGUAGACAUACAGAUGCACUAUACAUAGAACAUUUGAACAAAAAUGACCCCUAAUUGUUUAUUCUGUAAUAUACCUACCAAUGUAGAUAAUAAAGUGAUAAUACGGUAACUACUGUAUGCUAUGCCAUAAGUUUACCUACUGAAAACGUGUGUGAAACAACAGUGUUGUAGACAUGAUGAGAGAGAGAGAGAGAGAGAGAGAGAGAGAGAGAGAGAGAGGUUGGUAAGCACGCAGGGCUUUGUAUUGAGGGGAUGAUUUAACAGAGAGAGAGCGGUGGCUCCCCAGGCUGACAGCCUCAUCUGAACUGGGCCCCUGGGAGAGAGGAGAUCUGGACUGGGUGCCAUGCUAAUCAGAUCCUCUGUCUCUCUGUCUCUAUUCAGACCACAGACAACCUUUAUACUCCAGUACACACACACAGGCAACACUGUAUGAGCACUGGAGAGGGAGAGAGAUACAGUACACAGCCCUGCAAUAUUAAAUAAGACAGUGAGAAAACAUCCACCAGGAAAACCUUUUUCCCCCAGUAUGCCUAAGAGCUUAUCUCACUUGGUUCCUCUAAAAUCAUUACAACAUUUUACACAGUUGUUUUCUAUAUUCUCUUUCCACCGUCCUCAUUUGUCCUCAUCCUGAGUUAUUUUGUGUAUUCAUCUCUUUUUGCCCAGGAGAGAGAUAAGUUCUAUAUGUCUCGUAUUGUGGUGCUGGAGCUUCUGCAGGCUCUGAAGUUCAAGUCUCCUCUACCCGAUACUAACUUGCUACUGCUGGUCCAGGUAAACAGUAGCACAAUCAAAACUACUUGUGGAAAAGACUUAAACCCAAAAGAUGACUUUACAUAUUUAUUUAUGUUAACUACAUCCUAUGUGUGUAUGUUGUCAGUUUGUUUGUUCAGAUAUUGGUACAAGGCUAGCAGAGUCUACUAUUCUCUCAAAGCACAUGAUCUCAUCACUUCCAGGGGUAAGACAGUACAUAAUACAGUACAUUGGUUAUCUGGGUUCCUUUAUGAUGACCUAAUGAAAUCAUAUGAAAUAAAGAUAUGGGUUGUUUGAUUGUUGCACUAUUCUCUCUGUCUUUUUCAGUGCACGACAGCAGCAAUGGAAUGCAUGAGGCAAUACAUCAGUGAGCUUCUAGACUUCAUAGCAGAUAUGCACACACUGACCAAACUGAAAGUGAGUUUCCUCCUUACUCUGUCUUAAAUCAUCCACCCAUCUUACAUAAGUCUCAUCUCUAACCAUAUUGUCAUGUGGAGGGUCCUGAGUUUCUCCUGGUCAAGUGAUCAGGGAAAACACAGGGUUGUAGUCAUGUGACCUGUCCUGUGAUCAUGUGACUCUGUCCAGAACCAUAUGAAGGCGUGUUGUCAGCCGCUGCAUGAGGACACGUUCGGAGGGAACCUGAAAGUGGGCCUGGCACAGCUGGCUGCCAUGGAGAUCAGCAAAGGCAAUCACCGUGACAACAAGGCAGUGAUCCGUUAUCUUCCCUGGCUCUACCAUCCCCCGUCCACCAUGCAGCAGGGGUGAGAGGCACCGACAGUUACAGCACAGAUGUCACUUUCAGUGAUCUCACUGUCUAUAACCAUGAACAUAUUACAAGAAGUGCUUUUAUUAGAAUUAAUGGUGAGUCUAAUAACACUGUAAUGUUUGUUCAAAAAGCGUUUAACCUUUGUCUCCUCCUCAGACCUAAGGAGUUCAUAGAGUGUGUGUCCCACAUCCGCCAGCUGUCCUGGCUGCUCCUGGGCUCCCUGACCCACUAUGCCCUGCACCAGGGCUCCACCUGCUGUAUGCCCAUCCCCCUGGACGCUGGCUCACACAUCGCUGACCACCUCAUCGUCAUCCUCAUCGGCUUCCCUGAGCAAUCCAAGGUCAGGAAAAUGUCUACAUUUACAUUUUAUAUUUUCGUCAUUUAGCAGACGCUCUUAUCCAGAGCGACUUACAAAUUGGUGCAUUCACCUUAUGAUAGCCAGUGGGACAACCACUUUAUUUUUUUUGGGGGGGUGGGGUAGGGGGAGGGUAGAAUGAUUACUUUUAUCCUAUCACAGGUAUUCCUUAAAGGAGGUGGGGUUUCAAGUGUCUCCGGAAGGUGGGGAGUGACUCCUCUGUCCUGGCGUCGUGAGGGAGCUUUUUCCACCAUUGGGGUGCCAGAGCAGCGAACAGUUUUGACUGGGCUGAGCGGGAACUGUGCUUCCGCAGAGGUAGGGGGGCCAGCAGGCCAGAGGUGGAUGAACGCAAUGCCCUCGUUUGGGUGUAGGGACUGAUCAGAGCCUGAAGGUACGGAGGUGCCGUUCCCCUCACAGCUCCGUAGGCAAGCAACAUGGUCUUGUAGCAGAUGCAGGCUUCAACUGGAAGCCAGUGGAGUGUGCGGAGGAGCGGGGUGACGUGAGAGAACUUGGGAAGGUUGAACACCAGACGGGCUGCAGCGUUCUGGAUUAGUUGUAGGGGUUUAAUGGCACAGGCAGGGAGCCCAGACAACAGCGAGUUGCAGUAAUCCAGACGGGAGAUGACAAGUGCCUGGAUUAGGACCUGUGCCGCUUCCUGUGUAAGGUAGGGUCGUACUCUGCGAAUGUUGUAGAGCAUGAACCUACAGGAUCAGGUCACGCUUUGAUGUUAGCGGAGAACGACAGGGUGUUGUCCAGGGUCACGCCAAGGUUCUUUGCACUCUGGGAGGAGGACACAACGGAGUUGUCAACCGUGAUGGCGAGAUCAUGGAGCAGGCAGUCCUUCCCCGGGAGGAAGAGCAGCUCCGUCUUGCCGAGGUUCAGCUUGAGGUGGUGAUCCGUCAUCCACGCUGAUAUGUCUGCCAGACAUGCAGAGAUGCGAUUCGCCACCUGGUUAUCAGAAGGGGGAAAGGAGAAGAUUAAUUGUGUGUCGUCUGCGUAGCAAUGAUAGGAGAGACCAUGUGAGGAUAUGACAGAGCCAAGUGACUUGGUGUAUAGAGAGAAUAGGAGAGGGCCUAGAACUGAGCCCUGGGGGACACCAGUGGUGAGAGCACGUGGUGCGGAGACAGAUUCUCGCCACGCCACCUGGUAGGAGCGACCUGUGAGGUAGGACGCGCAAUCCAAGAGUGAGCCGCGCCGGAGAUGCCCAACUCGGAGAGGGUGGAGAGGAGGAUCUGAUGGUUCACAGUAUCAAAGGCAGCAGAUAGGUCUAGAAGGAUGAGAGCAGAGGAGAGAGAGUUAGCUUUAGCAGUGCGGAGAGCCUCCGUGACACAGAGAAGAGCAGUCUCAGUUGAAUGACCAGUCUUGAAACAUGAUUGGUUUGGAUCAAGAAGGUCAUUCUGAGAGAGAUAACAAGAGAGUUGGCUAAAGAAGGCACGCUCAAGAGUUUUGGAGAGAAAAGAAAGAAGGGAUACUGGUCUGUAGUUGUUGACAUCGGAGGGAUCGAGUGUAGGUUUUUUGAGAAGGGGUGCAACUCUCGCUCUCUUGAAGACGGAAGGGACAUAUGGUCAAGGAUGAGUUGAUGAGCGAGGUGAGGUAAGGGAGAAGGUCUCUGGAAAUGGUCUGGAGAAGAGAGGAGGGGAGAGGGUCAAGCGGGCAGGUUGUUGGGCGGCCGGCCGUCACAAGUCGCAAGAUUUCAUCUGGAGAGAGAGGGGAGAAAGAAGUCAAACCAUAGGGUAGGGCAGUGUGAGCAGGACCAGCGGUUUCAUUUGACUUAAUAAAUGAGGAUCGGAUGUCGUCAACCUUCUUUUCAAAAUGGUUGACGAAGUCAUCCACAGAGAGGGAGGAGGGAGGGGGAGGAGGAGGAGGAUUCAGCAGGGAGGAGAAGGUGGCAAAGCGCUUCCUAGGGUUAGAGGCAGAGGCUUGAAAUUUAGAGUGGUAGAAAGUGGCUUUAGCAGCAGAAACAGAGGAAGAAAAUGUAGAGAGGAGGGAGUGAAAAGAUGACAGGUCGGCAGGGAGUCUAGUUUUCCUCCAUUGCGCUCGGCUGCCGGAGCCCUGUUCUGUGAGCUCGCAAUGAGUCGUCAAGCCACGGAGCAGGAGUGGAGGACCGAGCCGGCCGGGAGGAUAGGGGACAUAGAGAGUCAAAAGAUGCAGAAAGGGAGGAGAGGAGGGUUGAGGAGGCAGAAUCAGGAGAUUGGAGGGAGAAGGAUUGAGCAGAGGGAAGAGAUGAUAGGAUGGAAGAGGAGAGAGUAGCGGGAGAGAGAGAGCGAAGGUCGCGACGGCGCAUUACCGUCUGAGUAGGGGCAGAGUGAGUAGUGUUGGAGGAGAGGGAGAGAGAAAAGGAUACAAAGUAGUGGUCGGAGACUUGGAGGGGAGUUGCAGUGAGAUUAGUAGAAGAACAGCAUCUAGUAAAGAUGAGGUCAAGCGUAUUGCCUGCCUUGUGAGUAGGGGGAGACGGUGAGAGGGUGAGGUCAAAAGAGGAGAGGAGUGGAAAGAAGGAGGCAGAGAAAUGAGUCAAAGGUAGACGUAGGGAGGUUAAAGUCACCCAGAACUGUGAGGGGUGAGCCAUCCUCAGGAAAGGAACGUAUCAAGGCGUCAAGCUCAUUGAUGAACUCUCCAAGGGAACCUGGAGGGCGAUAAAUGAUAAGGAUGUUAAGCUUGAAUGGGCUAGUGACUGUGACAGCAUGGAAUUCAAAUGAGGAGAUAGACAGAUGGGUCAGGGGAGAAAGAGUGAAUGUCCACUUGGGAGAGAUGAGGAUUCCUGUGCCACCGCCCCACUGACCAGAUGCUCUCGGUGUAUGUGAGAACACAUGGUCAGACGAGGAGAGAGCAGUAGGAGUAGCAGUGUUUUCUGUGGUAAUCCAUGUUUCCGUCAGCGCCAAGAAGUCGAGGGACUGGAGGGUAGCAUAGGCGGAGAUGAACUCUGCCUUGUUGGCCGCAGAACGGCAGUUUCAGAGGCUGCCGGAGACCUGGAACUCCACGUGGGUCGUGCGUGCAGGGACCACCAGGUUAGAGAGACAGCAGCCACGCGGUGUGAGGCGUUUGUAUGGCCUGUGCGGAGAGGAGAGAACAGGGAUAGACAGACACAUAGUUGACAGGCUACAGAAAAGGCUACACUAAUGCAAAGGAGAUCUGAAUGAAAUUAACUAAACAUCUGGGGAAACGAGGCCUCCCUCACUAACCUUUCACUAAAACACUCAAAUACAACUCUUCCAACUUCCACUUUAGAAAUUAUAAUUACUGUAAUCUACAGUAGUUCAAUGUUUCCAGGAAUAGACUAACUUAGUUUAUUCAGCUAGCUAACUUGGUACAGUAUUCUUCUGUGAAAACCGCCCAGGGCACCGUAUCCUAUGACGCCAUAGCUAACUAGCAUGCUAGCAUCCAAUAACACACGGUUUACCACCAAUACUUGGUUACAACAAACUACCAAUGGAUCAUUCAUGUCCGUGUCUAGUUCCUUUCAUAACGCAAAUGCUAAAUGCUAUAUGCAUAAAUAAUGAAGAAAAUGCUACGUAGACCUAUGUAGAUUUCACAUAUCUUCCCUCAACCAAAGUCUAGGAUAAGAUAAAGACCUCUCUCUUCCUUCCCUCCUCUGUCUGCAGACGUCAGUGCUGCACAUGUGCUCCCUGUUCCAUGCCUUCAUGUUUGCCCAGCUGUGGACCAUCUACUGUGAGCAGGCGGCGGCCGCCUCGGCCCUGCAAAACCAGAACCAGACAGAGUUCUCUUCCAAUGCCAUACUGACCGGCCUGGAGUUCUGGAGCCGCGUCACACCCAGCAUCUUGCAGCUCAUGGCCCACAACAAAGUGGUAAGGAAGAUCCACAUGCUUAUCUCUCCAUCAGCUUCAAGAGGGGGUGGGCUGGAAAGAGGAUGUGCUUGGAGAUGUGUGAAAUAAGUUAAGUGUGAAAUACUACUCUGACUGUUGUCGUGAAUGUGACAGAUGAGUUGGUUAAAGCACCAACAUAUCCUUGUUAUGUCUGACAGGACAUUGCUGUUUUUUUAAGGCCGAGAUUCAAUCUGGUCGUGCUUUGUCCACAAUGCACGUUUUAAAGGAAAUGUUCCUGCAUUCACAGAGACCAUAUUCACGGUAAACGGUGGCUCUAUUGGAAAUAACCUUUAAAUGGCGCAUUGUUCAAAUCCGCGGUCGUAUUGAAUCCCGGCCUAAGACGAUAUAUUUUGUUUCAUAUUUGGAUGGGUUAAUCAUAAGUCAAGUUAUGAUCCCUUGCAGUAAUAAAAACGUGUUCUCUUCAACUUUCCAAGAUGGUGGAGAUGGUGUGUCUACAUGUCAUUAGCCUGAUGGAGGCUCUACAAGAAUGCAACUCAACCAUCUUUGUGAAGGUAAGGGGGCCAUUCAAAAUGUUCCACAAACACUUGAUUUUACACUUCAUGUUGCUUUCUAUUUCAACUAAAAAUUAGCAUAUUCUCUCCAUCAGUUAAUACCUAUGUGGUUGCCCAUGAUUCAAUCCAACCUAAAGGUAAGAAUUAAAUUGCAAUUCAAAAAUGAUCUGUUUAUGUUCGUAUAUGUAUAUAGAUGCUUGGAUUUUCCAGUGAAAAAACUCUCCCCCUGUCCCAUGCAGCACCUGUCUGCAGGGCUCCAGCUGCGGCUGCAGGCCAUCCAGAACAGGGUGAACCACCAGUGUCUGCAGGGCCAGGCAGCCGGGGCCCUGCCCUUUGCCCUGCGCAAGUGGCUGCAGUGCACCCAGUUCAAGAUGGCCCAGGUGGAGAUCCAGUCAUCAGAGGCCGCCUCACAGUUCUACCCCAUGUGA